Penaeus monodon (black tiger shrimp) is the source of this 3755-nucleotide messenger RNA. Its product is annotated as tectonic-3-like. Gene Ontology annotation, biological process: cilium assembly. Lineage: Eukaryota; Metazoa; Arthropoda; Malacostraca; Decapoda; Penaeidae. The transcript has 13 exons. The coding region runs from base 714 to 3014 and encodes 766 amino acids. The record is from RefSeq and is a predicted model, not a curated record.
AAAUAAACAAACAGUGGUACAGGUCGAGCCGGGGUGGAUUUGAAAAUUCCCAAUAUUUUCCACGUUUUUUGAUGUACAGGCGGUGAUUGGCGGUUUUAUUUGAGAAUGAAUCAGGCCUUAUGGCUGAAGUUCAUGUGAUAGGCCAGGUUACUGGAGCGAGUGGAUUCGGCAGGAGCUCCCUUUUCUGCAAGUGGACUCUACAGCUUGGUGGAGGGUGGAGAGUCAUUGAAGGACUGGCUGAAGGGCAGACCCAGGCAGAUUGCUCCGAGGUUGGUGACACAGUGAGCUGGUGUCAUCCUGUUGAUAUUCAUCUAGCUACAAGGGGUAUUCAAGGAUGGCCACGGUUAAUGGUUCAAGUUUACAGGCAAGAUGAUUUAGGUCGUUUUGACCUCUGUGGUUAUGGCAUUAUUCAUGUACCAAGUCGACCUGGACAUCACUCAGUAGACUGUCCUACUUGGAGACCAACAGGGACAUUUGCAGAAGAAUUAAGGCGAUCCUUUUUAGGUGGUGGUCCACAGCUGCUGUCUACGGAGUUUAUCCAUUCUGGAUUAGAACGCUAUAGAUUGCGCACUAUACCAUCAGGCACUGUCCACUUUGACUUAGGGAUUAUCCUCAGGAACUUUGACAAGUAUGGAGUAAUGUACUAGCAAUUAAAACUUUGUACAUCCAUCUUGCUUUGGCCAAAAUCAAUUAAUUUUAGAAACUAGGCAAAAAUGACCUCAGUUUUACGAUGGCAUUUAUCUGUGCUACUUGCACUGUAUCUUGUGUGUACCUUUAUUCCAAAUAUAAAUGCAGAAGAUGAAGGUACCAACCCAAUGACCAGUACUAGUCAUUUGAAAGUCAAUAACACCCUUUUGCCUGAGGAUGAAAUAGAAGAAACAGAUGAUUUUAAUAGUACAGCAAAGGUGCCAAGUAAUUUCACAUCAAAUGGAACAGACACAGAUUAUGAAGAUAUGGAUAAUGGCACUUAUACAACUGAAUAUCCAGAGGAAAACAUCACAACCCCAUCAACUGAGCUUCCAGCAACCCUGCUCCCUGGCACUAAUAUCAGUACAGAACUAAUUGUGGAUGAUUUCUGUCUGUGUGAUCUGAAGGUUGGAUAUUGUGACAUAAACUGUUGUUGUGAUGAGGACUGUGAUGCAGAUGAUCGGCUGGUGUUUUCUCAUUGUCUGGAGCGUCCACAGAAUAUAUUGGAUCCAAGGUACUGUUUCCAGCAACGUCUCAUCUUCAGUAACAACACAGAGUACACUGUGGAGUAUAAUGAUGGUGGAGUAUUCUGUAUUGUAACUGACAAUUUACCGGAACGAACUACCUACACAGCUGUAAAGGGUGCAACUAAUAUAGAAGAGUUUGAGGAUCUCCAGAAGGAAGAACCUCAUUACUCUUGGGUGCAGAACCAACCCUCGCUCAAGUUUUCUGAAGAACCAUAUGUAGAUGGCUCACCAUUGUGGGGAUUCAGCUAUGAAGGAUUUGUUUUCAACAUUGGUAUUCCUGACUCAGUAGUUGGAAGCGAGUGUGAAGCUGAAACAGGCAUGCGUUUCCUCCAGGAUUUCCGGUCUUCCUGUUACAGGGUCUUCCAUUACCUUCCUGAAGAUUGCCAAAUAAAUCAAAAAUUAAAUGCACUUCAUUAUUUAUCUUUCUAUGUGAUUGCAGACCCAAGUAACUUGUAUCAGAAUGCAAGUUCAGAUAAUUCAACUGAAGCACCAACAGUCUCACCUACAACAACAGAAAGUCCAAGUGAGGAAACCACAACUGAUUCUUCUGCAACUUCAGAUCCACCUGAAACUGUUACUCCACUCGAGAGUGAAAGCACAACCACUAGUUCAGCAAACAAGCAGUUAGAAAAGACAGAUGUAAGUGAAGGAAUAAAAGCUGCAAUGAUGGAUAUAACUUCAGUGGAAGGUCUAACACUGUUGGAGGAAAUAGUCGUUGAUCAAAUGCAACUUCUGCCAAUCAACGUUUCCUUAUGUCAUUGGGAAAAUUCAAAAGAAAUCUGUGUAAACAUACCUUUAACUAAUAUACCACAGCCAUUGUACAUUAAUGGUAUUUGUCAAAAUGUUGUUUCAAAUAUUUUUUAUCAGUUUACUCACAAUGGCACAGAGGGUUUAUCAAAGGUGCAUGCAAAAGUUCAUUUGACAAACAUCAGCAGCCAAAUGACACAGUCAUCUCAGACCUUUGAGACUAAGUACAUGUGGGCAUCUUCUGAAGACCUUAUCAUAUUUGAAAGAAGUGGUCGACCUGGCUAUGUAUAUGGAAAGCCUCUGCUAUUAGGAAAACAUGUGGAAAAUGUAACAGAGGAAGGAGACUUGAAAGAAGCCAUCAUCCUUGAUAUAGAUCCUGAGAACUGGCUAACCAUACUGUCUCCAGGGCCAGAAGGGGCCUGCAACCACCGCACACAGGUCACUUUUGGUCAAGAUAUCAGGUCAGGAUGUGCCAUGAAAGUAACCCAAGAUGAUUUAGCAAAUAGGUGCCAAGCUUUACAGAAGAAAUUCCAAGAACUACUUCUGGGACCUGUAUUGCUGAGUUCUAAUGGUUUGCGAAUAGCAUCGUUUGGGGACUCAAAUGUCAACAAUGCAGCAGAUUGGGUUCCAAUUCUUAUACCAGAGAAACCCAGAGCUGCAUCAUUUUCAAGUUCAAUACUUGGUAAAACUAAGUGUGCUGAGCUGGUCCUCUCUAUGCAUCUAGAAAUAGCCUUCAGUCUUCAGGGUGCAUUAGCCAAUCCGCAAGCAAAAGUCGUGGGCAUUGUUCUUCGUUAUGGAGAGCCUCAGGACAUUGCUAUCACUUGCACUGGACCAUCUUGUCAGAACCAGACAGUUCCUAUAGAACUUGUGUCUUCGGUAUCGUUUGUAGAUGUCACUCAGUCUGCACACCCAGCAUUUGCACAACCACCAAGAUUGGAUUUAAAGCUGCCAUAUGACUUCUUUUAUCCAUUCUUGCCUUCAUCCAGUAUGCCAGUUUGUGAGAGGAAUUAUAUGUGGGUUUUUGUUUUAAUUUCUUGUGUAUUAUUUGUGUAAUCAGUUUUUCAAAAGAAUGUCUGUUAUGCAUUAUAAAUAUUUAAAACCAGAAAUUGGUAAGGCGAUGAAAUGUGUCUGUAUAUAAAUUAUUUUUCUUGGUUGAAUCAUAUUUAAAAUUUUUUAAGUUAGCUAUUUUAUUCAAGAUACAAAGAAAAUCAUAUUCUAUUUCUGAUGUUAGCGAUUACUUCUUAUUUACGCAUAUCAUUUGACUUUGAUUUACUUCUUGAAGCCUAUAAAUUAUUCUAAAUGUCACACCUCCUUCAGAUAUUUGACUCUUUAUUUCAUUACCCAUAGUGUCCUCACUCUCACUUCCUUAUCAUUUACCCAAUAUAUACUAUUCUAGACACAACUGAGUAGAAGUAGUACCGAAAAUUAGCCAUAUGAAACUGCCCCUUGUAUAAUGUAGGAUAUUAUGACAAGUAAACCAUCUCUUUACUAUAGUGUUGUUAUAAUCAUAUGCAUUUAUUUUUGGUGCACAGAUGCAAGGGAUAUGAAAUUAAUUCCAGUCACUUUCAGUACCGCAAAUUUGAUUUCUGAGUGUUUCAAAUAGUCUUUAUUAUGCAAAGUUUAUAUACAAAUAAAACCAUAGAGGUGUUUCUACAUAAACUGGUCAGAUGUAAAAUCAUUCCUUUAGCAGAUUUAGUUUUUAUUUUCAUUAAAACUGUAAUUCAUAUAGUUAUAUGCAGUUCUCAUAAUAUGGAUUUUUAAAAAAAAAUUCCAAUGUGGUCUCUGUAAGAUUUA